Molecule: messenger RNA, 636 nt
Organism: Eruca vesicaria subsp. sativa (arugula)
Lineage: Eukaryota; Viridiplantae; Streptophyta; Magnoliopsida; Brassicales; Brassicaceae
Source: the annotation of a GenBank genome assembly
AUGACGGAGAAGGAGAAGGAGAAGAAGUGCGAGUGCGACUACAACAAAUAUGUGGACAAGGCGACAAAACGCAUAGUAUACGGAUUUACGGGUCUGGUCGUUUUGGUUGCGUUUGUGAUUUUCUUGGUGUGGGUUAUACUUCGUCCGCACAAACCGCGUUUUGUCCUACAAGACGUUACCAUUUACGAGUUCAACAUCUCACAGCCAAAUCUGCUCUCUUCAAAUCUCCAAGUCACUCUCUCUUCUCACAACCCAAACGACAAGAUCGGGAUUUUGUAUGAGCGCCUAGACAUCUAUGCCUCGUACCGCAACCAAGAGGUGACUUUGGCACAUCUAUUGCCGGAAACGUAUCAAGGACAUUUGGAUGUGACGGUAUGGUCACCGGUUCUGACUGGAUCCGCCGUGUCAGUGGAGCCUUACCUGACUCCAGCACUGAACGAAGACAUUAAUGCUGGGAUGGUGCUUCUAAACAUCAAGAUGGACGGUUGCGUUAAGUGGAAAGUGGGCAUAUGGGUAUCUGGAUGUUAUAGGCUUCUUGUCAAUUGUCCGGCGGCCAUUCCAUUCUCCGGCCAGUUAGCAGGCGCCGGUCCGGCGAUCAAGGAUCAGAUUGGUCAGAAAUGUGCCGUGGACGUAUGA